UUCUGGUGCCUUAUUAUAUAUUUGUUAUCUGUUGAUUGAAUUGAAAUGUUGAUGAGAGUAUCCUGUGAAGCUCUCUGAUUGGAUUUGCAUAAUGUCUUUCGAGAGUUUCAAUGAUAUUCAUUGGUGAUUAAUUGUUGUUUGGAGCUUAAAUUCACACAGAUGUCAUGGAUUCCUAAAUCUCUUGGAGUUGCAGGGCUUUUGACAGAUGAAUUGAGGAACUUUUUGGAGCUGAAUCUUCCUAAGGAAGGAGAGAAGCCCAAGUUCCGUCUGGGUGUCGCAGAGCCAAAAAUUGGGUCACAGAUAUCUGAAUUAACCAAGAUUCCUUGCCAAAGCAAUGAGUUUGUCCUGGAAAUCCUUUGUGGUGUACGCUUACAUAUCGAGAGGUUUGUCAAGGACCUUAAGCAAGCCGACUUAGAAAAGGCUCAACUGGGUUUGGAGCAUAGUUACAGUCGAGCAAAGGUCAAGUUCAAUGUUAAUCGAGUUGACAAUAUGGUUAUUCAGGCCAUUUUCCUUCUUGAUACUCUAGACAAAGAUAUCAAUUCCUUCUCCAUGAGAGUCAGGUUUGUUGGCAUUCAAUGUAUAUUUUUUGAAAGCAUAAUUUAGAUUCGUUUUCUUAUUUGGAAACCGCUUGCUACCUUGUGCUGAGUACCUACCAUGGUUACUUUGUCUAUUGUUGGGGAAACGAUUUAACAUGCAUGAAAUCCAUGUCCUCCGUUAGGGGGCAUUUGGCGCAGGGCAUUAGAUGA
This is a messenger RNA of Magnolia sinica, 746 nucleotides long. Its product is annotated as nucleolar protein 56-like. The record is from RefSeq and is a predicted model, not a curated record. Gene Ontology annotation, molecular function: snoRNA binding. Gene Ontology annotation, cellular component: small-subunit processome; box C/D methylation guide snoRNP complex. The transcript has 2 exons. The coding region runs from base 160 to 603 and encodes 147 amino acids. NCBI's taxonomy places the organism in Eukaryota, Viridiplantae, Streptophyta, Magnoliopsida, Magnoliales, Magnoliaceae.